Molecule: messenger RNA, 2949 nt
Organism: Oncorhynchus tshawytscha (Chinook salmon)
Lineage: Eukaryota; Metazoa; Chordata; Actinopteri; Salmoniformes; Salmonidae
Product: BTB/POZ domain-containing protein 2
Exons: 9
Coding region: 35-1705 (556 amino acids)
Biological process (GO): neurogenesis
Cellular component (GO): cytosol; P-body
Molecular function (GO): protein binding
Source: RefSeq, a predicted model, not a curated record
AUGUAUACGUCACGCCCACACUGUCAGAUUCAAGAUGGCUGCUGGGGACUACAGUGGUAGGCCUCCCUCCUUACAUUUCUCCUGCCCAGGGCCUUUGGGAAAUGGCCAGCCCAGCAACAGUGGUUAUUCAAUGCCUACGUCCAACGGUGGGCCCACUGGUGCGACCGGAGGGGUUCAGGGGCCUGCAAGGCGCCCCAACCCGCAGUCGGGGCCUGGCGGAGGCGAAAGCGCCGGUGUUGCAGCUGGAACUCAACCGACUGUGCAGAACUCGAUUCAGCAAGCGUCAGCUCAAAGCGCUGCGGCAAGGGGGGCCUCCGGAGCAACGGCUGCGAGUGUACCAGGAACCCAUUCCUCACGGUCGUCAGCACCACCGGCCGCUGAUGUUUUAGUUUACCGGGAGCCCGUGUACAACUGGCAGGCGACGAAAAGCACUGUAAAGGAACGGUUUGCUUUCCUGUUCAAUAACGAGGUUCUGAGUGACGUUCAUUUUCUGGUGGGGAAAGGUAUGGGAGUGCAACGAAUACCCGCACACAGAUUCGUUCUCGCUGUGGGCAGCGCAGUCUUCGAUGCCAUGUUCAACGGGGGUAUGGCGACCACCUCAACGGAAAUCGAUUUGCCAGAUGUCGAACCUGCAGCCUUUCUGGCAUUACUGAAGUUCCUGUACUCUGACGAGGUCCAAAUAGGGCCUGAGACGGUGAUGACCACUCUGUACACGGCUAAGAAAUAUGCAGUGCCAGCCUUGGAGGCCCACUGUGUGGAAUUCCUCAAGAAGAACCUGCGGGCAGACAAUGCCUUCAUGCUGCUCACUCAGGCUCGACUUUUCGAUGAGCCCCAGCUUGCCAGCUUGUGUCUAGAGAACAUCGACAAGAAUACCGGAGAUGCGCUCGCAGCUGAGGGUUUCACUGACAUAGAUCUGGAUACUUUAGUGGCUGUGCUGGAGCGGGACACUCUGGGGGUGAGGGAGGUGCGUUUAUUUGUUGCGGCGGUACGCUGGGCAGAGGCAGAGGCCCACCGGCAGCAGCUACAGCCCACCCCAGAGAACAAACGCAGGGUCCUGGCCAAGGCCCUCGCCCUCAUCCGCUUCCCACUCAUGACUAUCGAGGAGUUUGCCGCAGGACCGGCCCAGUCCAGUAUCCUGACAGACAGUGAGGUGGUGAGUCUGUUCCUUCACUUCACGGUGAACCCAAAGCCCCGCGUAGAGUUCAUCGACCGGCCUCGCUGCUGCUUACGGGGGAAGGAGUGCAGCAUCACACGCUUCGGACAGGUGGAGAGCCGUUGGGGCUACAGUGGGACCAGUGACCGUAUACGGUUUUCAGUGAACAGGAGGAUCUUCGUGGUGGGCUUUGGCCUCUACGGCUCCAUACACGGCCCCACAGACUACCAAGUCAACAUCCAGAUCAUUCACACAGAUAGUAACACAGUGCUGGGUCAGAACGACACAGGCUUCAGCUGUGAUGGCUCAUCCAACACCUUCAGAGUCAUGUUCAAGGAGCCGGUGGAGAUCCUACCCAACGUCAACUACACAGCCUGCGCCACACUCAAGGGUCCUGACUCUCACUAUGGGACCAAGGGAAUGCGUAAGGUGACUCACGAGUCGUCCUCCACUGGCACCAAGACAUGCUUCACCUUCUGCUACGCUGCGGGCAACAACAAUGGCACCUCAGUAGAAGACGGACAGAUACCCGAAGUCAUCUUCUACACCUAGUCCUCACGGGCUCACUGGACUGCUGAGGGGAUUGUGGAAGCCACACACCCAGUUCUGCCAGUGGUGGAGGCAUCAAUAAUUGGAGCAUGGUCUUUAUCUCUCAACUCCCACUGACCGUUGAGGGAUGUCAGCUUGUUUUACUUUGAGAACUGGGCCUCUAUACUGGUCAGAACUAUUGACUCGGGAGGAGGAAAGCUUGACAUGUAUUUACAGAACCACCCCUUUAUGGUCUGUCUGUCUAUAGCUAAAAGCAUGUGGGAGUGAGAUGCAUCCAGCUACUCCAAUGUAUAUAAUGAACAUACUGUUACACUACCAAUUAGGAUCCAUCUGCUUGAUCAGACACACCUUUCCACUAGCCCUUUAGGGUGCAUGUGAUACUAACAAAACAGGAAAUAUCUUUAACCAUCAGGUCUCCAUAUUCAAAAUGUUGACUCUGGGCAUGUAAUUUGCCUGGACAGGAUGUCCCUCUGGUUAUUUGUCAGGUGGACAAUGCUGCAGGAUGUUACGCUCACUACCACCAUUAGUCGGGUGCGGAAUUGUGGUUUAAAAAGAGGAUAAGACCUAAGUACCCCCCCCCAACAGUUAGUCUGCUCUUGAACAGGUCCGUCUAAAUCAAGACUGAUAUUCACCAUUGCAAGAUGUGGGCAAUUAUCUUGAUGGGCUUAAAUGUUCUGGUCCUUGGAAAACAGCCCCAUCAAAGAUCCACCAUAGGUAUUAGGUACUUUACAGUAAAAGCAGUGCCAUGCACACCUUGAGCAAGGGUGCAAAUAAUUAUGGACCAGAUUAAACAGGAAUUACUGAAGCAUUGCAGACCCGCAAAGAAGAAACUCAUUUAAAGGCAAUCACACUGAAGCUAAACUUUGAGGCAGACUGAAUUGAGUGUCUAAAACUACCAAGUUGUGGGAACUUUACAGAAAUAGUUACUGGCACAUUAAUGAACAUGUGUCAAGGUAAGGAUUGUAUAAAAAAAUUACCUUCAGUUGAACCAAAAAUUGUACCAUUUAUAUACUAACAAUCCUCUGGCUGGCCUCAACCCAUAAUCACUAUACCAGUUUCUUAAUUUCAAAACCCAAUAAAGACAUCCACACCAUGAACAAUUUCUAUUCAUCUUUAUUAUGAUUGACAUUUUCCAUCCUUAGAUUCAUGUCACCAGGUUUCCAUUUAGGCAAGCGCUACUGCCCACAGUGCACUGUACAGUCCCAUCCCUCACUCGUACAAUGGAGGAAUAGAAGGGGGGGGAAAGG